Messenger RNA from Venustampulla echinocandica, 1104 nucleotides. RefSeq lists its product as uncharacterized. Gene Ontology annotation, cellular component: cytoplasm; cytosol. Bases 1 to 1104 code for a protein of 367 amino acids. NCBI's taxonomy places the organism in Eukaryota, Fungi, Ascomycota, Leotiomycetes, Helotiales, Pleuroascaceae. Gene Ontology annotation, biological process: secondary metabolic process. The record is from RefSeq and is a predicted model, not a curated record. Gene Ontology annotation, molecular function: hydrolase activity; carboxy-lyase activity. The transcript has a single exon.
AUGACCGAAACUAGGCCCACUAGUCUUGUCGUAGACAUACAUACGCACGUCUACCCACCUUCAUACAUUGCCCUCCUCAAAUCUCGAUCUAGCAUUCCGUAUAUACGUUCUUUCCCCCCCUCAUCUUCACUCCGUCUCGUCAUCCUUCCCGCCGAGGACACGGAGAGCACUUCCAGAGGCCGACCAGUCGGGCCAGAGUACUACGACAUUACCAGGAAGAUAGCGUUUAUGGAUACGCAUUCAAUUGACAUCUCUGUUAUAUCGCUCGCAAAUCCCUGGCUCGACUGGGUUCCAGCUGGAGAAGCUGCGAAAGUCGCAGAAAAUAUCAACAAUGAAAUCAACGAAGAAUGCGGGAAAUUUCCAGGGCGAUUGUUUGCGUUUGCCACGUUGCCGUUGAGUGGGGGUAAAAACGUCAUUCUCAAGGAGAUUGAGAGGUUGAAGGGGUUGAUAUACAUUAGGGGUAUUAUAUUGGGAACUACGGGAUUGGGAAAGGGCCUCGAUGACCCAGAGUUAUUGCCGAUAUUCCAGGCAUUGCAAGAUGAAAAACUGCCAGUAUUCCUACACCCGCACUACGGAUUACCUAGUUCUGUAUGGGGAGAGCGGGCAAAUGAUUAUGGCCAUGUGUUGCCACUCGCCUUGGGAUUCCCACUAGAAACAACGAUUGCCGUGACGAGAAUGAUUUUAUCAGGCGUAUUCGAGAAAGUCUCGGGCUUGCAAAUGAUACUCGCACACUCCGGUGGUACGCUUCCAUUCUUAGCGGGGAGGAUCGAGAGCUGUAUAGUGCACGAUGCGCAUCUCAUGACCGAGGGGAAGCUGACGAAAGAUCGGAAAACUAUAUGGGAGAUACUAAAAAACAAUAUCUAUCUAGAUGCGGUGGUAUAUAGUGAGAUUGGGUUGAAAGCUGCCAUUCAAGCUAGUGGGGAAGAUAGAAUUAUGUUUGGUACGGAUCAUCCAUUUUUCCCACCGCUGGAGGGGGAAACUGAAAAAUGGGCUAGUGUGGAGACGAAUUAUGAAGCUAUCCAAGGGGCAUUAGGAAGUCACAAUGACAAAGCUAGCGGAGCUUUGGGUGAGAAUGCUGUGAGGGUGUUGCAUUUGACGAUAUGA